AUGGAGGAACCAUGGGAUUUUGAGAUUCUGUCCCGCAUUGCCGACGGCUGCUUGUCGUUCCUGUCCGAAUUCGUGGAGGACUGGCUCGCCAACGACAUGAGGGUCUCCAUAUUCAAAAUCCUCCUCAGCUGGUUAAUUUUCAGUCUUCUAGCUAUUCACUUCGCUUGGAAGGUUUACGGAAACACCGUAAACGAUAUGUAUUAUCGACAGGGGAGCGGCCAGAACGGGGGUACACCUGACACAACACCUGGCCUGGGUAGAUGGGGGAGCUCAGCGGGGGAACCAUUCAAAUCUCAUAGAGAUUAG
Messenger RNA from Nerophis lumbriciformis (worm pipefish), 306 nucleotides. Lineage: Eukaryota; Metazoa; Chordata; Actinopteri; Syngnathiformes; Syngnathidae. The record is from RefSeq and is a predicted model, not a curated record.